CGAAAGUGGCAAAACUGACAGAAACAUUGUCGUGCGUGCCUGGUUCACGUGAAAACAGCCAUGAACAGCCGGUGGAGCUGGAAUGCGCAAUACGACGCAAUACAGCGAGAGAGAGUAAACACUGGAAAAGGUCUUUAACAUUAAAACAGGUUCAUAUGAAAGCGAAAGCGUUUAAAAUCCAGUCUGUGAUCAGCUGUGAACACCUGGUACAUUUCCCGACAACGUUAGAGAUAUAUAUGUCAACUAAGAUAACACAGAGCUGAAACUGACUCUCGAUCUAUGGAUCUCUGGUUUUGAAACGGAGAGACACAUAUGCUGUAGUUCACCAGCUGUCACCGUUGUCACGUGGGCAACUAUUUUACUCUUGAUGCUACGUGCUCCAUAAUUCUACGCAAAUUUGAAAUUUAAUGCAAGCGUGAUUGUCCAAUUAUAAUUCCACCAAAAUUAACAGAACUAAACGUAAAGAAAUAUAUGCUCUUGCAUGAAAAUAUGCACGAUUUUUAAAUCGUAGGAACGAGAUUAUGAAAAUUGCCGCGAAACUGAAAAAGCGGAAGCAAAUGGCACCUGUGCGAAUGAAAUAUGUAGUUUCUUUUAGUUCUCAGGAUGAAAAGCACCCGGUGGAAAAUCUUCUGUGCGGUGAGGUACAGAACAAGAAGUGGUUGUGUUCACAAAGUGACCGUAAAGGACAUAUUGAGGCUACAAUUCAGUUAGAACAGUUGACACAGAUUACACACAUUGACAUUGGUAGUUAUGGCUGCUUCACUGUGUCAGUUCAGGUCGGUCUCUCCACUUGGCCUCAAGAUCGACCAUAUCAGACCCUGAUCCCAGCCUUCAUCUUCAUGUCUUUGGCAGACUCAAAACUGGGCAAGAAUAAGGUUAAGGCACAGAUGUUCAAUAAAGACGAACAUUUUGACAAGGAUGUGUCUUGUCAAAAGUGGGACAGGGUCAAAAUUUUGUGCAGUCAACCAUUUAAGAAGGAAUCUCAGUUUGGACUGAUGUUUCUCAGAAUUCUUGCAGCCAGCAGUGAACAAACUAAUGAGAACAAAGAGCCUUUUUCUCCACCUUGUAAUAAAUCACAGGGAAGAAAUUUAUCCUUCAGAACACCACAGGAUCAUAAAACAAGCCAAAACUCCUCCCCUGCUUGGAAGUCUGCCAAUCAGAUAAAGAAACAUUUUUUUGGGGACAAAGAGGCCAAAGAUGAGAAGGAAGAGCACCUGAAGAAUAGGCUAGUUACUAUAGCCAGUACAUCAUCUAACGGUCCAAGUCCCAGUGAUGCUUUGCCUAGAACAGCACAGCUGGUGCUUAAGGCUUCAACAAAUUUGCCUCAAUAUUCGGUGAAAAGAUCAACUUUGAUGAAAAAUAACAGUAGUGAAGAGCCAGUGCUGAAGAAAUCCAGGCUAACAUUUGUAGAUGAGGUGAAAACAUUUUUGAGGGAAGUCAAUUUUGAUGUAAUUGAUAUGGACACACUUACAUUUGCAGAUUUAAGACAUCAGAUGGAGAAACUUAAAUGCAGGAAAUUAUGUAAAGAGGAAAAGAAACUGUUUCUUGAUAUGGCUCAGGCUUUUAUUACUGAAAUGGAUUGUGACGAGAAAGAGAUAAAGUCUCUAGAAACCUCUCAUUCACCACACAGCAGUAGAAGUGAGAAUGUUGAGGGUGAAACAAGAAUUGCAACCACAGGUCAUAAAGGACAUAGAGUAAACCAUAAACCAGACAUAUCCAGUUCAAGUUAUCCAUCCAGUGCUGAUGAGAGAAAUGUGACAGUUCCACAGAGUACAAAAGGAAAAAGGUCUAAGAGACUGGUUUAUGACAGAAAACACAGUGUGCAAACUGUACCAGAUGAGACACAGGUAGAUUUAAAAUCUACAAAUACUUAUUCUGCUAGUGAUAAUAUUCAAGACCCUACAGAGUGUCCAAUAUGUGGAGAUACCUUUAGUCGAGAUGAAAUUGAACACCAUGCAGCCAUGUGCGGUGAGGUAUCCAGCUUCCCCUCUUCUCCGUCACAAUCUCCUCCUUGGAUGGAAUACCCCCAGUCGUCACAGUCACAAUCAUCACUAGCUCAACAAACACAAUCUUCGCCCUUUUCAUCAAAUGGAAACGUGGAGAAAGUGUCGUGCCCUAUCUGCGGAGCGGAGUUCUCAGUACUGGAAAUUGAAGAACAUGCAGACAGCUGUGUUCAGAUGCAAACUCAGGGAUUUUCUGUGGUGUAUUAAAACAUUCACGAUAACUAUAUUAAUGUUACAGUAGAAAGCUAUUGUAUAACGUUACAGUAUUAUAAAAACGAUUGUGUCAUGUUCAACAGUACGGACUCUUGGAAGCAGAGUGGUAGCGUGCUCCAUGUUGAUUAACUGUGGGCAAUGAGGUUUUUGAAGUGAUAAGCCUUUUAUAAUAAUAAUAAGUGUGAUGAAAUUACUGCAUUUCGUUUUGAGGGUUUUAUGGAUGAAAUGUACAACAAUUGAAGGAAUAUGUCUCUGUCUCAAAAUUUUUAACAACAAAAGGAGCCCCCAGUCUUUGCAAACUUUUCCCCCGAGUUGUAUGAAUAUAAUGUUGUUUUUGCAGUGUUUUAUUGAACCGACUGCCUCUUGUUCUUGAGUAGAAUUCAACUUGAUGGGCGGAAAAUCACUGACAAGAAUACCUUGGUCUUGGUGGUCAUGUAUUCGUUAUUUUAUUUAUUUUUUGUCUGUGUGUGCUCACGCAAUGACUGUACAAUAGAGAUUUUUCUUCAUUAGGAAAUUGCUUUGUGGCUUGCUCCGCCACAUUGUUAACAUGUAGCGCUUUUCAGGACCAUGCCUGAUUUUCUGUUGUGUACCUCACUGCUUCAGUAUCAAUAAGCUAGUUGGACUCCUGGGCUUUUAUAAGUUCCUCCAAGGACCCUUUAGAUCAAAAGAUUUAGAUCGAUAUCAUUGUUAGAACCAGAAACGGACGAGAAUUGCACGAGAAAGAACUCGACUUGAACUCUAUAACCGGAGA
This is a messenger RNA of Lingula anatina, 2967 nucleotides long. RefSeq lists its product as uncharacterized. The record is from RefSeq and is a predicted model, not a curated record. Gene Ontology annotation, biological process: base-excision repair; single strand break repair. Lineage: Eukaryota; Metazoa; Brachiopoda; Lingulata; Lingulida; Lingulidae. Gene Ontology annotation, cellular component: nucleus. Gene Ontology annotation, molecular function: damaged DNA binding.